AAAAGCAAUCAACCUUUAGCAUCAGGGGCCAUGAAAAAGUCCCUCUGUAGAAGAAACCAUGUGAUAGUUCCCAACCAAUCAGCAAGGAAAGGUAACGAUAAUAAUAAAUGUUAAAAUAGAAUUUUUAAAACAUUGUGUAUUUUUAGCAUUUUAAUAUUCAAUUGACAGUUAAAAUUGUAAAUUAUAUGAUUAGAUUAUCGAGACUACUGUAGACUAUCCAGUCGAAAACAACUGGACUGAUCAGGUUUUCUCGGAAGACGUUUUGCCUCGCAUUCGAGCGGGCUUUAUCAGUUCAUGCUCAAAGACUAGAUAGGACUAGACCAGGGGUGUCCAAGGUGCGGCCCGUAGGCCAUAUAUGGCCCGCGACUCUUUUUUUAUUGGCCCUCGGCACAUUCUAAAAAUACGAUUAAAUGAUAAAAUUAAAAAAAAAAAAGCAACAGCAAAAAUGGAAAAAAAAAAGCAGUAAUUUUACAAAAAUAAAGGCAAAAUAUUAAGGGAAUAAAGUCAUUAUAUUAACAUGAAAAAUUAGAGGGAAUAUUAUAGGAAAAAAGUUGUAAUAUAAGUUGAAAAUUGAGGAAAAUUAGGUUGGGUGAAUGCGAUAAUGUUACGAUAAUAAAAUCAAAAUAGUAUGAGAAUAAGUCAUACAAGUAGGAGGAAAAAAAUGUACAAGAAGAUUGUUGAAAUAUUUGUAAAAAAUAAAAAAAAAAAACAGCCAAAAAGUAAUGUAAGGAGAAACAGUUCAUAAUAAUAAUAAUACGCUUUGUCACUGAUAAAAUGAAUAAAUAUUUCUAUGUGUAAAUACAGUACAUAUAUACAUUAUAUGACAUUUUUUGGGGGGGGGGGUUGGUUUAUAAAAAAUAAUUUAAAAGCCGCCCCCGCAUCCUUUGAUUUUUCAGUAUGCGGCCCUUAGUGGAAAUAGUUUGGACACCCCUGGACUAGACUAUCUCGUCUAAAACAAAUGGACUGUUCAGGUUGUCUUAGAAGAUAUUUGUCCUCUCAUCCGAGCAGGUUUCAUGACUUCAUGCUUAAAGACUAGAUAGGACUAGACUAUGUAGUCUUUGAGCAUGUCCUAUUAAUCACAGUUUAUCCAUGUCAUUGUAUUCUCAGGGCAUUGACUCGAUCGCAUUCCCACAUUUAGUCGAGUCUAGUCUAGGUAGUCAAAGACUAGAUAGUAGGGGUGAUUAAAGCAUGCCGAGAUUUCUUGUUUGGAGAUCAAGUUUUACUUAAGAUUUGUCAGAUCAACCCACGUAGAUGUUCGGACAUGUCUGCACCCUUAAUCAUCAAGCGGUUCUAUUCACGCGCAAUGCAUUUGGCCCAGCGGCAACUUACAAGUACUGGAGAUCUCCGGUUUCGUUUCAUAACAUACCUCAUUCACAGAAGACAUCCGUGUUGAUUUUAGCGACAUGGUCGCUAUAUUUAACGAGUAAGGGUGUGCAUAUACUGUAAGGGUUUCUUGUGUCAUGCAUUGAUUUGGCAAUUAAAUACAAGCCAUCAAAGGUGAAGAAUCAGCCGAGCAGGUGAGCGGGAGUGAGCCCUAUCUCCGUAACGCCCUGCAAUGCACAUCUGAAAGCCCUCCGUGGCCUUGCUGCACCAUGCCUUCCUGGCAGAACAUGCAUGGGUGUCCAAAGUGUGGCACAGGGGCCAUUUGUGGAUUGUGGCUUACUGCAGAAAUAAAGAAAAACCCAGCAAAAGCGGGGGAAAACGGAGCAAAAAGGCAUACUGUAACUGAAAAAGGUGAAAUUUCUAUACUAAUGAAUAAAGAUGUAUACACGUAUAUGUAUGGAUGUGUUGUGUUUUUAAUAUAUAUUUUUUCAAUUAUAAAUAUCAAGAGACAAUUUAUGUUAAAAUCUCGUCUUUUUCGUGUGGACCCGGUCUGGUGCAUCGUCUCGUCUUGUGAGUUGGGUGUCUCGUGACACCUCCACUAGAUAGUCUAGUCCUACUUGCAGAUGAACUGACGAAGCAAAUAAGAGGUGAAGCGUCUAAGACCACCUGAACAGUCCAGUUGUUCUAGACCACAUAGUCUAGUCCUAUCUAGUUUCUGAGCAUGCGAUGGAUUCUAUGCCCUGAGGAAUACAAUGACCUGGAUGAAUGAGAAUAUUCACAGGCAUUGUGAUUAAUCUGAUUAAUUAAUCAGAUUCAUUUGACAGCCAUAAUAUAUCCUCUGUAUAUGGACGAGUUGUCUCAUUAACUGUCGAUUUGAGUGGAAAACAGUAAAAACUAGGACAGAUAGUUAGCAGGAUUUCAAAAAAACAAAAACAGAACUUUGUCGAGGGGCCAAGGGAAAAACCGUUAAAAUCUAGAUAAAAGGUGCAGAUCCAGGAAUGUCUUUUCAUUAUCUGUCCACACUCCUGACUCAUAUUGGUACCUCCUGCAUGUUUUAUCAGCCUCCAUAAAUCAGGAAGUAGUAGUACUCGCUGACAAAGAAACGAGUGACAUGGUGGUUAUGCAAGGUCAUUACUGUAUUGAUAAAAUGAGUAAGUGACUUUUGCACAUUAAAACAUGAAACUAUAAAAACUGUACUAUACUUAGUUCACUACAAUUAUCUUCCUGGUCAUCGUGGUCAAUGUCGCACUGCCCCGACCCCUCCAAUCCCACCCUAGUCCAGCUGUUAACAUCAGCUUUCCAGUUUCCCAAGCCCCCAGAAUGCCCUGACUCGGGACCCCUUUCUGGUCCUGCACUCCCCCUGGCCUGACUGCCUGCUCCUCUUGGCAGCCAAACAACCAGGGGAGGAUCAGGACAACCGGACAGCCCAGAUAAGUACCACAUGAAGAUUCCCACAUUACCUCACUCAACCAAGUUGGUCCUUGUGCACUUUUCGCUUUGACAACUUACUGAAAUCCUAAUUGGAGAACAUGCGCUCAUUGUAACUUACCGGAUGACUGGGAAGGAAGUGUCCAGCCAAUGGGCGUAGACUAAAGCGAUUCAGGACCGUUCGCUCAUCCCGGGAUUAGUUUCUUCUUCUUUGAGAGCACACAUGGCGGGAAAUCCUCUGGAGAGUUUCAUGUCGGUCGCCUUGAGCCACCAGCCGGCGGAACCCUCGAUGCAGCGACCCCCCACGAGCGGCAGCCCUCGAUGCCUGCAAAGACGUAGGCAGAGCAUACGCAGCAGUCGGGAGUGGGUGCCCUCUGGGUAUGGGCCCAGAUCAAACUCUAGCUCCGUCUGUGGGUCUGAGGUCCCGACCAGCACCACACGUGCCCAUUACUCCCCAGAAAGUGCGGCACGGGAGAGAAGCCGCGUACGCAACCUGCGCCAGGCCUUCCACAGCCUGCAGGCUGCUCUUCCAUCUGUCCCUCGUGACACAAAGCUCUCCAAACUGGAUGUUCUUCUUCUGGCUACCAACUACAUUGCCUACCUGACACAGACCUUGGACCAGGGAAGAACUGUUUCUGAGCACACCUUGCCAUCAAGACCAGGCGGAUACCUCCACCCUGUUAAGAAAUGGCCAAUGCGUUCCCUGCUGUACUGUGGCAGUGUGGGGGAAGUGCUUUCAGGAGUCCCAAAUAAUCAGAGGCCUCCAUCUGGACAGGAGGAAGCACACCUUCUUGGCCACGCAGUGGAAGGAGACAAGGACUGUUAAGAACUUUUGGGACCUAACAUUCAUCCUGAUGAAUAUUCUUUUAUGUGAGGAGUGAGGAUUUGGUAUUAGUUGGAGAGAACACAACGUACCGCACUAAAAAUGGAAGAACACAUCAACUAGCAGAAAAAGUAACAGCUUCGGCAAAGGGAUGGCUCGGGCGAAAAGCAACGAGGCAAGCAGGAAGCCAGAGUAGGAAAAUGUGCUAGCUGGCAAGUAUAAAAAGCAAAUGAAAUACCGGAAGCAGCUUUCACAGUAGUAAGGUGUCACUAGUGAAACUGACAACUACAACUAAUUAACAAGUGGAUGCUGGUGUGCCUCGUUGCUCCGCCCUGCACAGGAAAUAACGGAAUCUGGACAGGAAACACAAACAAGUAGGAGAACAAAUUCAAACUAAAAUGGCAGAACGGGAGCACAGAACAUGACAAGGAGACUCUGAUAAAGCAAAUAUGUUACUUUCAUAGUUAGAACUAUACUUUAUAUGUGUAGCCGCCGGAACAAUAAGCAGAAGAGUUGACAUUUUGAUGAACUGCGCGCAGAUAAAAUGCAUCAUUUUGGUUGAUUAUGACAUUAAAGGUCAUUCUACAAGCAUACUACAGUGUCAGUGCAAUGGCAGUACCACUGUGCUCUACCACUCUCUGUUCGCAUCUAAAAUGACCUACAAUGCCAAACAGGUGCCUCCUUUAGCCUCUUAAACCCGGGCUUGAGAGACUUGGAUCAAAAAAUCCAAAAUAAGCCAUGCAUGUCGAAGGUCUACAUAGAUGAUCAUGUAUCAAAGUAAAGACUUUGAUGCUUACUGUAGAUGUGCAAAAUGAAAACUGCCCGGGAAAAAUGAAGGGACGGCAUCAUGUUUUGCUUCACGAUGUCACAGGACAUGUUGGAAUUCAUUUUUCCUUCAAUGUACCGUGCUGGCAGCACUUAUUUAGCCCCAUUUUCAGUAGAUAGAUAUCCAAGUUUCAUUUCUGUACUAUUGUCCCUUGAGAAGAAAUACUGUAUUAAAAAUAGUGCUGAAAUGUGAGGGCUGUACUCACUGUGUGUGUGUGUGCGUGUGUGUGUGUGUGUGUGAAGGGAUGUUCAGGCAGAUAAGCAGUAAAGGAGGGAUUGUUUAGGGAACAGAGCAGCUGUGUGACCACCUCCUAUCAGAGCAGUGAUGAGCAUUUAGUCAUCAUUACAACCAUGCAGUGAAAUAUAACAUAAACACCAUCUGUAGAAGCGCAAUAUAUGUGUGUGUGUGUGUGUGUGUGUGUGUCACAUAUGAGGUCCAUGUAAUAGCCAUUUUUUAAUAUAUCAUGGCUGGGAUCAUUUCUUUUGUCUUGAUACUAAUAAAGCUAUUUU
Messenger RNA from Dunckerocampus dactyliophorus (ringed pipefish), 4909 nucleotides. Its product is annotated as transcription factor 24-like. NCBI's taxonomy places the organism in Eukaryota, Metazoa, Chordata, Actinopteri, Syngnathiformes, Syngnathidae. The record is from RefSeq and is a predicted model, not a curated record. The coding region runs from base 2975 to 3577 and encodes 200 amino acids. The transcript has 4 exons. Gene Ontology annotation, biological process: developmental process; regulation of transcription by RNA polymerase II. Gene Ontology annotation, molecular function: DNA-binding transcription factor activity, RNA polymerase II-specific; RNA polymerase II transcription regulatory region sequence-specific DNA binding; protein dimerization activity.